Messenger RNA from Scophthalmus maximus (turbot), 2576 nucleotides. RefSeq lists its product as uncharacterized. NCBI's taxonomy places the organism in Eukaryota, Metazoa, Chordata, Actinopteri, Pleuronectiformes, Scophthalmidae. The coding region runs from base 521 to 1546 and encodes 341 amino acids. The transcript is spliced from 8 exons. Gene Ontology annotation, cellular component: cytoplasm. The record is from RefSeq and is a predicted model, not a curated record.
GAGAGAGGAGGGAGGGGAGGGAGAUUAUGGAAUGCUGUGAUGUCAUCAGCCGAGUCAUACACACACAAAGACAAGGAGGACCCACAGGCGCUCUGACUCUCUCAGCUUAGUUAGCAUACACUGCUGUGGAGCUGCUUGUCUACAUCCCACUAUUAUCCCAGUGAUGACCUCCAGAGUCAAAGGAAACUGAUCUGGGCUGGGUGAAACUGUCAGCACCACACAGAAAGGAAACAGGAGUCUGUGUGUGUGUGUGUGUGUGUGUGUGUGUGUGUGUGUGUGUGUGUGUGUGUGUGUGUGUGUUUGUAUGUGUGCGAUAUGCAAAACAGCAUGUGUGUGGUUGGAUCAUGAAGAAGCGUUCAUGAGGGAUGUUAUUGUAAAGAAACUAUGCAGGUCUUCUAACAACAUGAGACUCUAGGAGCUUCUUGUCCUCUUCGAGAAGCUGCUGGUCAAAGGACAGCGCCUCCUCCUCCCUCUGACCCGGCCAGGUGGUACCAAAUAGCCCGUCUUACCAACCGCCAGUAUGCUGCAGCAGAUUUUAAAGGACAUGUACAUCGACCCGGACGUGCUGGACGCCCUCAAUGAGGACCAGAAGAAGACUCUGUUCCUGAAAAUGCGCCAGGAGCAGGUGCGGCGCUGGAAAGAGCGGGAGGAGAAGCUGGAGAGGGAAGGCGGGGACGCAGAGGCGAAGCGGACAAAAAAAGCCACCAGUAAGAGUGUGAGCUGGCUGCUCGGCCGGGACGGAGAUGUGGCAGUCCUUGUGAUCGGGGAGGUGGAUGAGCUGGGCUCCAAGUUCAUCUGCUCAGGAUUUGGAGAAAAGAAGGCGCAGGGUCCACAGAAUAACACAUACCACCAGACAGUCUUGAAGAGCAGGACAACCACGGAGCCUGUGAGGAAUGAGAGCGAGACCCUUCUUUAUAAAACACACCCCGCAAUCUCACUGAAUUUAAAGGACAAAUGUGAGGAGACAAGCACUUUACCCCCUCUGCCGGUGUCAGUGAGUGAGCAUUCAUCACCCUCAGCAGCAGAGAAGCCCGAGUCGAAGUCAGUCGGCGCGGCCGAGGAGAAGUCAGUUCCCCAGGCCUCCGUCUGCUCCAGGCCUCCCACGAGAGUAAGCCCUGUCAACGUGAGACCGGCUUCUGCAAAUGCAACACCGGGCUCUGUCAACACGAGAGCCGGCUUCACAAAUCUGAGGCUGGCCACCGCCACGCCAUACUCUUCCCCCGGCAGCACGGUCAGAAUAGACUCUGGAACGAGGGCACCCACCAAGGGUGGUCUGUGCUCACGGGAACCUCAAAAGGCCCAGGAAUCACAAGUUGCGACUGAUGUCGGUGCGUCAGAAGCGUCUCGGAGGGCUCCCUCGGAGGAGACCGGGUCAGCGGGGAGCGCACCAACCUGCGCAGGGCGUGGCCGCGUGGCCCAGCUGAUGAAAACCUUCAGCGCCGAAAGCACUACAACCCCCGCACAGACCCCCUCUCGCAGUAUCAAACCCCCUCUCCCCACCAAGCCCAGCCACUUGCGUCUAACGACCACACCUACUGUCAGGUAAUCCAUGCAUCCCGACGCACAGGCGGCCACCCAGUGUCGCCCAUCCACGUUCUUCAGAGAAAGCCAAACAAAGACAAUGGCGCGUUGAAGCGGCGGCCGACAGGCUUUACUGGGAUGGAGAACUGAAGGUGGCCCCCUCGGAAAUGACAACGCUCACAAAGUUUUCUGUCACUCUCAAAGUUUAACUGUGGAAAUGCUUGAAUGAAAUGGGGUUUUUUUUUGUAUAUAAUUAUUUUUUGGAUGCUGCAGUACUGUAAACGACCUUUGUGGGAAAUAAAUUCCAAAGCAAAUGACUGCAACUAAAUAUCGCAAUCGGUUGAACAACAGACCAAUGCUUCUACCGUUUAUGUAUUUGCCAUGUUGACUAUCACAUGUAUUCACUUGUUGUUGAUUCUUUCCACUUUGUGUAACAAAAUACUCUGUCAAAAAAAACAUAUAUUUUCACAGAGCCCGUGCACAAGAUGUAGUUUGCUUACCAAUGCCAUUAUUUCCAUCUGUGAUGAGACAGUUUGCAAUAGCUCGUGUGCAGUAUUCAUCUUUUCAUUUUUUCAGUUUUCUCAAACAAAACAAUGAGCACGGGCAGGCAAGGACGGGGUGAAAUAAGGUACAGUAGGUCCUCCUUCAUCUUACUGUCUCCUCCCUGGGAAUAGCGUAGGGUUGUUUAUUUGUCACAAUGCAACGUAUGGCUCCCUCUGCCACCUGGCAGGAGUCUCACUGCGACCUGUUGUGGACCAGUGACAGUGCCAAAUGCCUCAUCUGUCACUCCCAGUGGAUCAAAUCCUGGCAAGUUAGACAGUAGCUGCCAAAUAAUCCAGCUUUGUGUUUUUACCCUCCUCCAAUUUUUUUCAGUGCUAUUUUGGAGAUUUGUGGUUUUAUAUUUUGUUUUUCUAUAGGGAGAAAUAUGUUUUUUUUUUAAUGGGAUAUUUAAAGCUAUUCUACAAUGCUCACUUGUAAAAAUGACAGGCAUCUUUAUCUUUGAUGUCAAUGUUGCAUGGUGAAAUCAAAGAAGCAAUAAAAUUGUGUAAAUUGUA